AUGGCAGCGGGCCCGUGGUGCUGGGGGACGCCGGCGGCGCUGGCGCUGCUGUCGCUGCCGCUGCUGCUGGUGCUCGGGGGCGCGCGCCGCCUGCGGCGGGGCCGCGCGGGGUCCCGCGUGUGCGCGCCGGGCGGGCGCGCGCUGGUGGUGACCGCGCACCCCGAUGACGAGGCCAUGUUCUUCGCCCCCGCCCUGCUCGGCCUGCGCAGCGCCGGGGCCGCCCCCGCCGUGCUCUGCUGCUCCGCAGGAAAUUAUUACAAUCAAGGAGACAUUCGUAAGAAAGAGCUGGAACAGAGUUGUUGUGUCCUGGGGAUUCCUGCUUCUGAUGUCACAGUCAUUGAUCACAGGGAUCUUCCAGACAAUCCUGCUGUGGAGUGGGACACUCAGCUCCUCGCCACCCUUGUCCUGAAGCACAUAGAAGCCAAGAACAUCAACCUGGUGGUGACGUUUGAUUCAGGAGGAGUGAGUGGCCAUGCCAACCACAUCUCUCUUUACUCUGCUGUCAGGUACCUGCAUUCAGAGAGGAAGUUACCUGAAGGGUGCCAUGUGCUCGUGCUGGAAUCAGUGAAUCUCUGCAGGAAAUACAUUUCCUUCCUGGAUGUCCUCAUUUCCUGCCUCCUGCCCAGGGAUGCACUCUUCAUCCUCACAGAGGAGGAGACUGAACAAGCCAAGAGAGCCAUGCGGUGCCAUCGCAGCCAACUCCUCUGGUUCCGCCGGCUCUACCUGCUCUUCUCUCGUUACCUGGUGGUCAAUUCACUGCGCCUGCUCUGACAGCACAGCACUCACAGGAGUAAAGAAUGAGCAAAAAAACCACUGUGCCAGGCCCAGGACUCGAGAAAGCUCCUGUCUUAGGUGCUCAACAGGAUGACGUGCUCUUUGUGUGGCAUUCUCCACGCUACAAAACCCAGGCUGGGUGAACUUCUUUCUGAAUAUCUUGUUGCCUGAUACAUUGAUAAUAAGGUUAACAGCUACUCUGUUUUCUCACCAAAAGAGCUUAAAUAAGAUGAGAAUUUUGGAUUGACUUUAACUGGGAGUCAAGCCCUGGAAAAGAUAUGCAUUGGAGAAGAUACGGCACAAACUGUUUCUACGGGAAGAUAGAGCUGCAAGGACUGCUUGGCAGCUCUCCCUUGGUGCUCUUGUAAAAUCCAGAUAUCAGAAUUAAUUUUUCAAAGACCAUGCUAUCUCCGCAGAUACCACAACCACAACAUCUUUGUUAUUCAGUCAGAACUUAAAAUAGCCAAAGCUUUUAAAUAAAACAUCAGAAAUCAUGAAUUUUUUUCUAA
Molecule: messenger RNA, 1283 nt
Organism: Cinclus cinclus
Lineage: Eukaryota; Metazoa; Chordata; Aves; Passeriformes; Cinclidae
Gene: PIGL
Product: phosphatidylinositol glycan anchor biosynthesis class L
Exons: 7
Coding region: 1-771 (256 amino acids)
Biological process (GO): GPI anchor biosynthetic process
Cellular component (GO): endoplasmic reticulum
Molecular function (GO): N-acetylglucosaminylphosphatidylinositol deacetylase activity
Source: RefSeq, a predicted model, not a curated record